AUGCUGUAGGAAUAAUAAGAAAUCUGUCCUAUCGAGUAAUUUAACCAAUUCUAUUUAGCUAGAUACUUUAAAGGUCUCUAAAAUUCCUUUGCAGAACUCAUCGAAGUUGCGAAAUUGAACUCAUGCAAUCAUACUAUCGACCUCAGACCUUAUAAAUCUCCAACACUGCAUUCUAUCUUAUAAAAAGUUGAACAAUUAGAAUAGAACGAAAAUGAAAUUCCAGAUUAAAAACCCUCAGAUAAUUUAGAGCUUAAGAAAAACCAACUCUUAGAAUAUCAGAAUCAUGCAGAGUUAAUUACUACUAAUUUCUAUACUCAAUCUGUUAUUGCAGCCAUGUAAGUCAGAAAAGUAAAGAAUGAAGCCAUCAAUUGUGCUUACAUUCAUGCCUUACAAGGAUUCCCCUCACUCAAGUAGGAAUAAGACAAAUUAAAGAAAUGCAAAUUGCAAUCCUUUCAAUUGGCGUAAGAAUAGGAAUUUCGAUUCCUUAAAUCCAUAUAGCCAAAUGUCUAUUAGCUUCACAAAAUCAAAUAGAUAUCCAAUCAUGUCUAAGAUAGAUUCAUGAUUCAUUUCACUAUUUAUCAUCCAUUCACUAAUAAGAAGAUGUAAAUCAUCAUAGCUACAAACGAUGCAACUCUUGAAUCAGUAAUCUAGGAAAUAGAUUGUCCUGUUGAAUCCACAGAAAAAAUGUUUUAUCAAGAUGAAUUACAAAUUUUUGAUCCUCCAUCAAUCAGCAUUGGAAAAAAACAAGAUGUCAUAGGGCAACUUAAAUUUGUGUUAUGUAAACAAUAUACAUAUACGCAUUUAAAUUAAUGCAAACAUAGAAUAUAUGUCAAUGAAAUACGUUCAUUGACUUAAGAUGAAGAACUUAAUUCCCCUUAUGCCAGGACCAUCUUUAAAGCACCACUAAAAAUCAGAGGAUGUGAUGGUUGUGGAAGGUCUGCUUAAUUAUUUAGGAUUUCAGAUACAUUAAUACCAGGUUCAUCUCCUGUCUUUUUAUGUAAAUUUUGUAAUGACAAUUUACAUUCGAAUGAUUAGGAAAAAGGUCUGUAAUAUUUUUGCGACUGA
Messenger RNA from Paramecium tetraurelia, 1065 nucleotides. RefSeq lists its product as uncharacterized. The record is from RefSeq and is a predicted model, not a curated record. NCBI's taxonomy places the organism in Eukaryota, Ciliophora, Oligohymenophorea, Peniculida, Parameciidae. The transcript has 3 exons.